AUGUCCCAACCAUCCCAAGACGAACCAACCAAUAGGUCCACGUCACCAACCGGCCCGCCUCAGCCUCCAACCAAUGUCACCAACAUCGACGACCCAUCGCAUCCAUUGUUCCACCAUCGACGCUCUGUAGGCGAUUUCACCUACGGUGAUGUUCUGGGAGAAGGCAGCUAUUCAACGGUUCUGUUGGCUCGCGAUAAAAAGACGGACAAACAGUAUGCUAUCAAGAAACUUGACAAGGCCCACAUUGUGAAAAAUGACAAGGUCAAAUAUGUCAUGAUUGAACGUGAUGCUUUGUCUCGCAUGAACCAUCCCGGCAUUGUCAAGCUGUACUGGACCUUUAAAGAUAACCGCAGUUUAUACUAUGUACUCGAUCUUGCUCCUAACGGCGAACUGUAUACUUAUAUCCGAAGACUGGCUCCAUUUAGCCUAGAAACGGCCCGAUUUUAUGCGGCUGAAAUUGUCCUGGCCCUGGAACAUAUUCACAGUAAAGGCGUUGUGCACAGAGAUAUUAAGCCUGAAAACAUUCUUUUUGACGAGCAUAUGCACAUCAAAAUCACGGAUUUCGGUUCGGCGAAAAUUCUGCAGGACAAUCAGGAAGAAACACCUUCCCAGUCCAAUGCACGAUCGUUUGUCGGUACGGCAGAAUACGUCUCGCCCGAAUUGUUGCGCAGUGAUCCAACUUCUAAAGAGGCCGACUUAUGGGCUUUGGGAUGUGUCAUUUUUCAAAUGAUUUCCGGCAAAUCGCCAUUCAAGGCCGCGACGGAUUAUCUCAUUUUUCAAAAGAUCAAAAAUUUAGACUAUACGUUUCCUGAAGAAUUCCCACCGGUCGCUCGUGAUCUGGUAGAGAAACUACUGGUGCCUGAAGCCAGUCAACGAUUGGGAGCGGGUAAUAUCGAUCUCUUGAAACAACACCCUUUCUUUGAAGGUGUGCCAUGGGAUACAUUAUUCGAGAGUCAGGCGCCUCCUUUGAAGGAGCAGUUGGCAGAAGAAUUGCGAAAGCAUCCUCCGGCGCCAGAAAUCGAGGAUGACAAUGAUAUGGACAUUUGGUUUGGAGAAGAGAAUCCUUUCAGUGAUGCGGCCGCGCCGCAAUCCAAUCCAGAGCCCAAAAUGAAUAUGACCGACAAUUAUGCUUCAGAGCCAGGCAUGCCAGACAAUCGACGAUCACAUUCCACGCCAUACGAUGGUUCUUACAGUCCUGCACGAGCAUCAUUGGAUCAAUCUUCUGUGACACGAAGCUCCACCUCUGAUCGUCCUCGCGACGAUUUGAAUAAUCCUUGGUAA
This is a messenger RNA of Radiomyces spectabilis, 1281 nucleotides long. Its product is annotated as kinase-like domain-containing protein. The transcript is spliced from 8 exons. Gene Ontology annotation, biological process: intracellular signal transduction; peptidyl-serine phosphorylation. The record is from RefSeq and is a predicted model, not a curated record. NCBI's taxonomy places the organism in Eukaryota, Fungi, Mucoromycota, Mucoromycetes, Mucorales, Radiomycetaceae. Gene Ontology annotation, molecular function: ATP binding; protein serine/threonine kinase activity. The coding region runs from base 1 to 1281 and encodes 426 amino acids.